AUGAACUGCACCUCUUCUGUGGUAUCCGCAAUGCGCCUCUAUGGCUGGAAGCUGACCGUUUGUCUUUUGACCUUGGCAUUGGAGCUCUGGGUGUUCCUGCUGGUUGUUUUGCUCGGCAAAGCCAAUGACCUUCAAGUCAAUCUGAUCCUCAUCAACUGCCUACACUUCUUUGCCAUUAUCGGCUUGCUUGGGUGCACCAUCAAAAUGCUCUACGACAAAGCUUUUGCCAAGGAGGACUUGACUCGUCUUUUGGCUUUCGGGGACGACUAUUGGCCUCCCUUUCCUCGCUGGGAGUGGAAUUCACCCCCUCUCCUUUGGAACGUCGUUGACUACGACUUUGAUGAUGGCACGGGUUGGAGCAAGCUAUACCCAGAACCAAAGCAAGAAACCGCUCUAGUAGACACUGGAAACACAAAGCCGGCAGUCACCAAGUUCUUCAAGGAUGCACAUCUUCCCGCCACAAUGAAGCAAGUUUACUUUCUUGAUCCUGGUAGCGUUGAUCCAGCUCAAUUGACUGAGUACGAGCUCGAGUACCUGGCCACAGCCGCAGAACAGAAGCUACCUUCCCUUGUGGUCUGUGUUUGCUACCUGCUUGCUAAGGAAUCAAAUGCCUUCCUGAUGGAAAGCAUUUCCUACUUCACUCAAGUCCACAAAGCUCCCCUUUAUGUCAUGGUCAAUGCCCGAGAGGAGGGUACGUGGAUCUAUGACCAACUGCUUCAGCUCUCAGGAUAUCUGCAGAAUCACCAUCUCCAUCAAGUCCGAAUCUUCUUUGUCAACUCGUCUCGGUCCAAAGCAACCAACCUGAAUGCCUUCAUUGACGUUCUUCCUCCACCUGACCAGGAGACGAGUUUCAAAUACGUUUGCAACUACGACGUCGAUGACCGGCCAACGUUCAACGAAGUAUCGCUGCUGACCUAUGCCGAAAAAGCCAUUGGAAAGCGGCGCAGUGGGCACACGAUUGUAGGGAUCCAAGGACCAUGCCUCGAAUGCUACAACGGUACGGUCUCAGGUUUGUUGGAAUGUUCCAUCGAAUAUGCCGCCCAAGCUGCCUCUGGCAUCUUGUCCUGGGAAGCCCGCUUCUUGGGCAAGGUUCGAAGUCAAGGAAGCAACCAUCUUGUCUUGACCAGUGCCUUUAGGCGCUUCCGCUUCAACAAAAACGUCCUCUUGGAAGACUGGCGCUGGAGCAACGACAUGUUGGAGAAAGAGAACCUCAGCCUAGCCUAUGUUCGCACAAUGGUGUGCUUCGGACAAACACCCAAUGGAUGGAAUGCUAUUGCAAAGAGACGAAACCGAUGGAACAAGGGCCGCCAUGCAGAAGCACUUAAUGAUGCUUUUGGUCGACGUGUCAUUGGGCCGUGCUUUGCCGACUGGGUCAUGGUUUGGGUGAAGCUGGUCAUGUUUUUCGUGGUGAACCCGCUCUUGCACAUGUUUAUCAUCAUCGGCUACGGUGUCAUCUUUGGCGAAUCGUACAAGCAAGGACGUUACGGUACCUUGAAUUCUGAAAAGUUGGAGGACAACGGAGUCAAUGGCGUUCUUGGGAUCUUGUGGAACUAUUCUUGGAUUGGAAGUCUUGCAGGUGUGUGCGGUAUCAACCUCGCCUAUUUCAUCCUCUCUGUCGUUCAUCUCGAAUCGAGUUCUUUUCUGAACGGUCGGAACACCCCAAGCUACAAGAUGCUUCAUAUUUUGAUGCAUUUCUUUGACAUGUUUUCCCUCUUCUUGAAGCCCCUCUCACGUGCCUACCAAUAUGAAUACUACUGUGGAGUUGAGCUGUUGUUGGAAAAAGCUCUCUUCCAGAAGGUGGAAUGGGUAGCGACACCAAAGCUUGCCAAAGAAACAUCCACGUUGUCCGCAUCCGAACACGACAUGACCGCCAAGGAAGACUUCCCUUCUUUUGGAGAGUCCCAUGGAGAUCUGGCUGAAUUCUCUGCUUGA
This is a messenger RNA of Seminavis robusta, 1932 nucleotides long. Lineage: Eukaryota; Bacillariophyta; Bacillariophyceae; Naviculales; Naviculaceae. The record is from the annotation of a GenBank genome assembly.